Molecule: messenger RNA, 1086 nt
Organism: Fibroporia radiculosa
Lineage: Eukaryota; Fungi; Basidiomycota; Agaricomycetes; Polyporales; Fibroporiaceae
Exons: 8
Coding region: 1-1086 (361 amino acids)
Source: RefSeq, a predicted model, not a curated record
AUGUAUUUUCUGGCUCUCCCUCUCCUUACCGGUGUCUUUGCUAAGGUUGUGUCUGCCGCGCCAUUCACACCAACGGGUGGGCUAGACACAAACUCUUCGUCACCUGUCUAUCAGCCAUUGAGUGACUUCGACUUCCAGUCGUUGAAUCUUGCCCUCUACCAAGAAUUUCUCGAGCUGGACCUCUUCCAUCAUGGCCUCGCCGAAUUUUCUGCUCAGGAGUUUGAGUUCAACAAUAUCACUAUGGACGACCAGUUCAUAAUUGAGUAUAUGGCGGAUCAGGAGCUUGGACAUGCGAUUUUGCUCACCAAUAUUCUUGGACCUAACAACGCCUCAAAGCCCUGCAAUUAUUCGUAUCCAGUCGAAACCGCGCAAGACUUCAUACAGUUCAGUGAGAUGGUCACGCGCGUGGGCGAGGCCGGAGCCUAUGGUUUCCUUGAACACCUUGAUUCUCGUGCUGCAGCACAAUUAAUACUCCAAACCGUUACAGUUGAAGCGAGGCAGGAGAUGAUUUUCAGACAACUUCAGGGAAUAUUCCCCAUGCCAUUUGCCUUCAAUCCGGCUAUCACCCAGAGCAUGCAGUGGACGUUGAUAGCACCGUUUAUCGUUUCAUGCCCUGCGGAAAAUAACCGCGUGGAAUUCCAGAACUUCCCUGCACUCAAUAUCACCAACAAUCCGAACUUCACGAUGUUGUCCAACAGCUCGGGCCCCACGGUCAGCGUGAAUGAAACUGCAUUUUCUACUCCUGGACAGUCCGUCAGUCUGUCUUGGGAAUCGCCCGGGAUACCUGUUGGUCCUAACAAUUCGUACACCACGAACACGACUGCCGGUACGCCUCAGUUUGUCGCCUGGAUUUCUCAGCUCAAUACAACGUACACACCGCUCACGAACGUGAGUAACAACACGGGGGUCAACACGGGGGUCACUCAGCAGCCCGGCGGGACGAUUUAUGGUGACGGCACCUCUCUGACUUUCAACGGCACCUUGUUCGUGUUGGUCACAGAUUCUAAUAUCACAGUUACACCGGCGAAUAUCUCUCUUUUGAAUUCGCAUGUUGUUGCCGGCCCGGCCGUCUACCGCGCUGGUUGA